Somion occarium is the source of this 906-nucleotide messenger RNA. Lineage: Eukaryota; Fungi; Basidiomycota; Agaricomycetes; Polyporales; Cerrenaceae. The record is from the annotation of a GenBank genome assembly.
UCACACUGUCCAGAACACAAGAAUGAUGCCUGGAAACAAGCAAAGCAUCAAUAUAAACCUGCAAAUCACACUUGAAGAUGAGAGAAGUUCUUCGGACUCCCAUACGACAAUUCCCCCAUUUGCGAUCCUUGUUGUACCGGCUUGUUCUGGCACAUCUGUGUCAUUUUUGGUUGAUGGUGCAGCUUCUAUCAAUGACAGUCAACCACGCAGCACUACGGCCUGUGAAUCACAAUCGCCCUCUGUCCCAGAGACAGAAUUUUCGAAUUCUUUCAGUGUUCGCCAUGGCUCUGAAUCUUCCUUGCACGGACAGAUUCCAGCUCAGUCAACUGCAAUGAUUGUGAAUCCAGUUCAACAAGAUCUACAAGAAUCACAAGAAGACUCACCCAAUACUUGGUUGCGUACAUCAUUCAAACGUCCCCACUUCGAACGUACUACGGACAAGAGUGUUGCAUCACAAAUUAAUCAGACCAAUGCCGACGAUGUCUGGAUAGAAAAAGUCAGCGACUCAGAAACUGAACCGGAGUCUAGCAUUGACCCAGAUAGUCCGACACCAAAGGGCCAUCUGAUAGAAUAGUCUAUCUUACAUUCAUAGCAUUCUCGAACUUGUAGUCACUAGGCAGGGCUGUGCGACAUAUUGAUAACAAAUGUAUGAAAAGAAGCACUAUAACGAGAUUUACUCUACGUACAUGCUUCAUCUGCUCCUCCCAAGUGUACUACAUCUAAACCUGGCUUUUCUGAAACAAAGAACUGAUUGCGAUCUGCCUCAGUCAGUCCUUUCGCAAUCUCCUCAGUGGUAGGUGGCAAUGGCGGCAGUGCUAUCACUGAUCUGAUACUAGUCACUGGGACUACAAUGAGUCCAUCAUCACCCAAAUGUGAACACACAAUCAAAGUCCCAUAUGAGACCUU